CACUGAGCAGUGUUUGAAUGUGUGUGUGUGUGUGUGUGUGAGUGUGUGUGCUCUUUAACAGUUUUUCACAUUGAGAAGGACAAGUACUUUCCCUGGGAAUGUCAGGUGAACACUCUGUGCUGCAGUACGUGCCAGGGGGAAGUUUGUGAUUAAGCCGUUGUUGUGGAUUAUGGCGUUGUGAAAUCUUACAAGGAUCUCUCCACAAUGUCAAUAAUCCACGGGAUUAUCCUCUGUUUCUGUAGAGGCUGUAGCUCGGAUCACCGGAUGACAAAACUCUGAGGUGCGGCCUGAUUUGUGAGCGCCUGAGUUUCAGCCCACAGACGAGCUGGAGUGUAUUUGUAGGGCAAGAGGUUUGAAUGUUGUGCCUGUCAAAACGCGACAUCUUUUCUCCCAUCCUGCUUCUGAAGUUCUCAACAGGGUGUGAUUGUAUGCUGAGAGCAUGGGCUGGACGAUACGACAGGUGCAGUGUGGACUUUGCAUGUUUAUCCAUAACCUGACACAUCUUGUCUUAUCAGACACCCGUGCUGUGCAGGAUCAUCUCUGUUGACAACAGCUCCUUGGCUACACAGAAAACGGUGGAUGCAUUUCUCAAACGGGACAUCAGCUUCAGGGCAGCGUACAGAAUAAUGUCUGGAAAACAAAGGAAACAAACACACUGCACUUAAUCUCGCACACAAACCCAAAUCCGGAUGUUUGUCAGUCAUGAGAGGAGCUGCCUGAGAGCAAGAAUUUUACCUUUUGCUUUGUGCACAACAUCUGACAUCCAGGCUGCACUUCUUUGUGAUAGCAUGAUGAUAACGUAUGUUUUGGUUCUUGACAACUCUGAACACAGAUGUCUUGUAAAAGCUUCUUUGAUUAUAUUUUGUUGAUCACGUGGUCGGGAGUUUCUUCAUCACGCCGCACCUAGCAACGGUAAAGAUUGUGCUGUUCCUGAUAAUGCCAGUAAACCUUUGAACCUCAAGUCUAGUGUCCCAUCUUCGGGCUAUCACACAGAACAUACCACUGGCGUAAUCAGACCACGUUUUACACCCUCCAGCAUGUGACAACAGCCUGUUAAAAGUGUGUGCCUCAAGUCUUUGUUGUCACAGUUGCAGUUGCUUUCUUUACACACCUUCCUGUCGUCUGUCCUGCACGUCUUCCAGGGAUCAGAUCGAUGGAGUCCUUCUGUGGAGAUACGGAAGAAAGCACAGAGGACAUCGCAGGACGCAAAAAGUCCAAGCUUAAGUCUCUGAAAACUCGCCUCUUCAGGAAGACUAAGAGAGCAGGUGCGGAGGGAGACGCCAAACUCAGCCAGUCAGCCAGCGACAUUACAGCGGGAAAAGAUCUGGGAUCAGAAGAAGAUCUGGCAUGCCCCCAGGGGAUGAUGGGAUCACGGGCACUGUCCCAUGACAGCAUCUUUCUGGCAGAUGAGGUCCUGACAGAUGCUGAACCUGCCAGGGUCUUAUCACAGGAGAAUGUUCAGAGCAAGAUUAAAGCUCUGCAGACGAAGCUCCAGCUGCAGAAGAUGCAUUUGGGGCCGCCUCCUCUGGUUCUGCCAGUCAGACGAGCGGAGGAUCAGGAAAGCCUCUCUGACGACGACGGUCAUCCCCACAGCCCCUCUGAGAUCUCUAGAGGGGAUGUCACUACGCAGGAAACCCUCAGCAAGACGAUGUCGCAACCGUUCACUCGAGCACUCUCGCCCAACCAAAAACCUACAUCAACCAAAUUGGUGACUCCAUCCAAUCCCUCCGUCGUCUCCAAUUCUUCAGUUGUUGAGCCUCCAUUGGACUUCAGCUCCCCAGCCCAGUUCACCCCCUUCCUGGAUAGCUCUGCUGCACGCCACCGGAUGUCUAUCAAGCCCAGGAACCAGAGGGCCAGCACCAAGAAGAGACUUGCCGCAAUUGACUCCAGGUCUCACUUAAACAACAUCGACCACCCUGAGUCUAUGACAGAGGAAGAGCGACCGCUCAAUACACAAGAAGAGGUGACGCCGGAAACAGAACAAGAAGGAGCUGUCAUAAAGUCGGAGCGUGUUCCUUCAAAAUCUCCCGAGGUGGUGCCAAUCAUUCCAGAGGCAGCAACCGGAUCAUCCAGCCAAACCUUUCCCGAACAGGACCAAGCUGUCCCUGGCAGACUGCACCCUCUGCCCCCACAGAUACUCAGAGUUAAGCCUCACAGACCAGCGGAUGUGAGGCCCAGUGAACGGCCGCACUCAUCAUUUAUACCGUCAGACGUAAAGGACAAAAGAGAAGCAGGGUUUGAGAUACAAACACUGUCCCAUGACAAAAUAAAUACUCCAAACAAGUGUGGAAUGACCGAAGCCUCCUCGGACCAGCUCUCGAAUGCCCACAGCUCAGCUGUGGCACUCAGGUCUUCUUCUGCUCACCAGCCAGGUGAGACAGAAAGCACGAGAGUGAUCAAGAGUCCCGCUGCAGGCUCCGGGUCCUUCCAUUUCUCCAUCACCACUGCCAAAAACCGAGAUGGAGAAAGACCCCGAUCUGGCAGUUUUGUGGGAGUGCUGGAGCAGAUUGAAGCCAGGCACAAGAUGGAGGAAAAGCCCUUUUCAAGCAUGAAGGAAAAGGCAGAACUUAGAGACUCACAGCCAAGAGGGGGCCCCUUUGCUGUGGGAAGACUUAGACAGGAGGGUGCGGCGCACAAAAGCGCCGUUCUUCCAUGGGAUAAGAGGGAGAGCUUCAAAAAGGCGGAAACAGUGGCACCGUCUAAAAAUGUAACCCCAGCAACAGGCGCCGCUGAGGAGAAAGAAGUGGAGAGCAGCCAGGAGUUGGUAGAAGAGGCAGUGGAAGCACGGGAGGUCGAGGAGGACGAAGGAAAGACAGCGUUUGGUAUCAAACUGCGCUCCACAUCUCAGUCGACCAGAUUACGGUCUGAUGCCUCUUCCAACCUGACCUCAAAGUCACCAGUGUGUCAGGAGCAAAGCGAGAAACACAAAAGACACGAAGUGAGCGAUAAUGCCGGGAAUAUGAGUAAGAACCUGCGAACAAGCAUCUCAUCAACACCAUCCGCCAGUGGAGACCCUCAACUGGCUGAUCCAGCCCCAUCUGGCUUCUCCCUUCCAGUCAAGCAUAACCCGCCAUCGACCUGCGACCCUCACAUCAAGCCAACGGACGCCCAGACAGCCUCUUCGAACUCAAAAGAAGCUGAAACAGCCCUUGUGGAGCCCCAGCCUGCCCCCCAAGCGGCUCCCCAGACGGCCCCGUCUGAGGUGUCCUGGAUGAGCUUGGCGAUGGAAAAGACCAGAAGCCUUCAGCAGCUCUUCACUAGCAGAUUUCCGAGGGAUUUCACAAGCACGCAAGCAGCGGCUCGACCGCAAGCACAGGCGCAGACAACGAAUCAAACGGAGACGCCGACUGUUGCACAAAUGCAGACACACUCUGUGAAAACACAACAAAGUACAACACCACCAGAGGCUGCAAGUCCACCUUCAGCUGAUGCAGUGAGGGCAGAAAGUAGAAGUCAAGCACACACUGUCAAACCGUCACUCGUGUUGGUGCAACAAAAGACAUCCACGACAUCUCCCAUUCAGUCAAACACCUCCAGAGAAGCACAGCCAUCCAAACAAACCAGUGAACCCCAGUCACACCCAGCUACUACUCUGUCUGCCUCACAGUCUGUUCAGACCAAGCCGAGGACGACCCAGACUCCCGUGCACUCUUCUCUAACAGAGACCUCAUCUCAGUCUGCACAGGGGAGCAUCACACAGUCUCUUGCACAAUCUUACCUUUCCUCUGGCCAGCAACAGCAGCAGCAACAGCAGCAGCAGCAGCAGCAGCAACAGCAACAGCAACAGCCCCCCUGGAGCAGUCGGGGAGGUCUUCACUCUGCCAGUCAGCUCAAAUCUACAACCUCGGCUCCAUAUCCAGUUUCUACCAGCUCAUCAGCUACGCCUCCUCCUCCUGCAGUUUCUGCGUCAGGAAGAGGGGAAAAAGAAGCCACCGUGCAGGAAAAAGAGGGUGCACUGCAGCCAGGGAGACGGCCAGUCUGGGCUGGGUCAGUGAGUGAGAGGGCUGCUUUUUUGGAGAAACGGGCAGAGUGGACGACUACACCUGGAACCAAGGGGGUGGACGUGAAGAAAGCUCAAACAGAGGCGCAGACAUCAGGUGAAUCCCCUGCACCGGCAAAACCCGCUCCUCUGAACAAAGACACAAAACAAGAGGGAAGGCCAGGAGACAGACCUGCAGAGUCGUGUCCCACCAAAGUUCCAGACAGACCUCGUGAGGACAAAUGGCUGCGUAAGAAUGUGCCGCCAUCUUCAUCGCCCUCAUCGUCUCCCCCAAUGUCUGACAGUGGCCAGCCGUCCUGGAUGGAACUGGCAAAAAGGAAGUCUAUGGCCUGGAGUGAUAAGUCCAUGGAGUGAGUGGGAAGACUGUCAGGAUUGUGUUGAUUCAGCUCUGCUGAGGCUGUUGUAUGUGUAUGUGUGUGUGUGUGUGUUAACUUUUAUUUAAUUGUGUUAAUGUUAUAUUGAGAGACAGACAAACAGAGUAUCUAUUGAAAAUUAAUUAUAAUCCCUGUGCACCACAAGCACUUCAAGAUCAAUGGCAUUUCCGAAAACUGUUUUAUGUGAUUCAACAUGUCACAGCUGUUAAAAGCUUAUAUUAAAUAAUAAAACUUUCUAAUGUCGGCCUUUGUGUCUUUGUCGAGUGCUUUAAUGUAACAUGGCAAAGGAGAAGAUGAUGAAUGACUAAAUUAAAACCCCUCAUAUCUGAUGUAAUAA
This is a messenger RNA of Acanthopagrus latus (yellowfin seabream), 4711 nucleotides long. RefSeq names its product cracd like a (gene cracdla). Lineage: Eukaryota; Metazoa; Chordata; Actinopteri; Spariformes; Sparidae. The record is from RefSeq and is a predicted model, not a curated record. The transcript is spliced from 9 exons. Bases 1154 to 4354 code for a protein of 1066 amino acids.